Messenger RNA from Priapulus caudatus, 1935 nucleotides. RefSeq names its product protein AATF-like. The transcript has 10 exons. The record is from RefSeq and is a predicted model, not a curated record. Gene Ontology annotation, cellular component: nucleolus; nucleus. Gene Ontology annotation, biological process: regulation of transcription by RNA polymerase II. Lineage: Eukaryota; Metazoa; Priapulida; Priapulimorpha; Priapulimorphida; Priapulidae. Bases 58 to 1800 code for a protein of 580 amino acids.
CGACCGAAGCGCCUUUCGCAUGUGAAGCGAAUGGGAAACGCGUGAGAAUUCCACAUCAUGGCAUCGCUAGCGGAAAAGAUAGCAGAGCUUACCAACCCGUCACCUGAGUUUCACGAUCCUGAAGAUGACAUUGCCGAGGAAACGUCAGCAAAAGUCCUUACUCGAAAACGUGUCGAGGCAGACGACUCGUACGUCCAUGUUGGCGGUAGUAAACUUCGGCGUAAGACUGCUGCCCUCUUGUCGGAGAGCGACAGACGUUACUCUGGGAAAACUGUCUCACGAAAACAACUCAAGAUUGGCGAUGUUGAGUUGGCGCGACCUAGUGGUGCAGACGGUGAAUUUGAGUCGGGUACCACUGAUGAAGAUGAGAUGGAUGAUGAUGAUGAUGAUGAUGAUGGAGAGGAGGAGGCAGAAGAAGCAGAGGAGCAGGAGGAGGAAGGCAGUCAAUCCGAGGAAGAGGAUGAAAAUGAUGAAAUGACACAACAAAAGCAAUUCAGUUUCGUGGAUAAUGGAGACUACAGCAAAUACGCCAAUGGGUCGAGUGGGGAGGAGGAGGAGGAUGAUGAUGAUGAUGAUGAGGAGGAGGAGGAGGAGGAGGAGGAGGUGGUGGAAGAUGGCACUCACAAAGGAGAUGAAGACAUUCACAAGAGCAUUGGGGGAAAGUUGGGGACGGGAUCCGUCGACAGCGCAGUGAGACACUUCACGCGUGCGAGUAUCGACGACGAGGUACAGCGAGGGGCGCACACCAAGCUGCAGCUGAAGACCUGGGACAGCCUGCUGGAGGGACGCAUACGCAUGCAGAAGCUGUUGCUGUCGGCCAACCAGCUUCCGCAGCACGAAACCUGGAGCGAGUUUACCGGCUCGGUGAGUGCUGAGACGCAGCAGAAGCUGGAGACGGCACAGGCGAGUCUGAAGCUGCUGCUUGAUGAACUCGUUAACCUGCAGACGCUGCUGCUGCGUCAGCAUCCUGAGACACGUCACGUCGCCGACGGCAACCGAUCGGAGGAGGCGCCGAGAGCAGCGUCCCAUGACAGUGAUGAGGAGAUAACGAGUGAAGAUGAGGUUGUUAGUGUCGGGAUGAGCAAGAAACCAACGCUGAAGAGAAAGAUAUCUAUGGAUGAGUACCCAGACUUCCUCGAGAAACGGCACAAGGACUUCAUACCUUACAGGAAUGCGACAAUACAGAAAUGGAAUGAUAAGACGAAGCUGACGUCUGGCAAGGCCGGCAAAUCAUUCGGAGCAUUUGAUCAGUCCGUGCUGACGCAGGUGCAGCUGAUACUGGCGGACAAAGAUCGGCUGGUGAAGCGCACACAGCUGAAACGAUCCUCAUACAGAGUGAUCGGCAAGGCAGACUCAGCGGCUAGCGGCGGAGAGGCAGAGCAAGAGGACGCGGAGGAGGCUGCAGCGAGAGGCGAGGAGGGAGAGCGGGUGGUUGCAGCAUGCAGGGACGCGCACCUGAAGGAGUACGAUGCGGAGAUCUUCGACGACGACGACUUCUAUCACCAGCUGCUGCGCGAGCUGAUCGAGCGCAAGACGGCCGACGUCACCGACCCCGUCGCGCUCAGCCGCCAGUGGCUGCAGAUCCAGAAGCUGCGCAGCAAGGUGAAAAAGAAAGUCGACACGAAGGCGAGCAAGGGAAGGAAGGUACGCUACGACAUACACUCGAAGCUCGUCAACUUCAUGGCUCCCCUCGACAUGUGUCGCGUCACGGACGCGUCGCGCAACGAACUGUACAGUUCGUUGUUCGGAAAGAGGAUGCAGGUUGCCAUGGAUACGACAGAAGUCAGUGCCGCCAGCUAGCAACGUUUAUGCUAUAGUUAUAGCCGGUCUUCACCAUGCUUCUCCUUCACCAUCCCUCCCGCUCAGGGCUCGAAUUAACCGACGGCACCGACGGCAAUUCGGUGCCCCUAUCAAUCGCUGUACUGCCCCUGAAAA